Rubroshorea leprosula is the source of this 2028-nucleotide messenger RNA. The record is from the annotation of a GenBank genome assembly. NCBI's taxonomy places the organism in Eukaryota, Viridiplantae, Streptophyta, Magnoliopsida, Malvales, Dipterocarpaceae.
AGUUUAGGUGGAAAGGGAAACCUCACUAUUGAUCUUCCAAGUUCCAAUUGGAGCAGUCCUCUCCAACAGUUGUAUUUAGGUGACAUGGAUUGCGGAAGGCGAUUGCGAGAGUCUAUAGGAGAUCUAAAGUCAUUACAGUAUCUGACUCUUUUCUGCAACUUGGAAGGUUCCAUUCCAGCUUCCAUUGGGAACUUAUCUCAACUAACUGACCUAAUCCUCUCUUCUAACAAUUUUAACGGACAAAUCCCAACAUCACUUGCAAACCUCACACAACUUACCUUUCUUGACCUUUCCAAUAAUCAGUUUUCUGGUCCCAUUCCAGCUUCCAUAGGUAACUUAAGGCAACUUACUAGCCUAUACCUCUCUUCUAACAAUCUUAGCGAACAAAUCCCAUCAUCACUUACAAACCUCACCCAACUUACCUCUCUUGACCUUUCUUAUAACUUACUUAAUGGCACAUUGCCACCUUGGAUUUUCACCCUACCUUUGUUAGAGUACUUGUAUCUCAAUCAUAACCAAUUUCAAGGUCAAAUAAAUCAAUUUCGGCAAAACUCACUCACACACCUAGAUUUGUCAAACAAUAAACUCCAGGGCUCAAUUCCUAACUCAAUUGCUAAUUUAGUAAAUCUUAGUUUUCUCAAUUUAUCGUCAAAUCAUUUUACUGAUUUAGUAGUACCUGACAUGUUCUCGGUGCUUCAAAAUCUCGAAAUUCUUGACCUUUCUCAUAACAACUUAAUCAGGAAGAUUCCAAAUUAUCUUCCUAAGUCUCUCUCAGUGUUGAAUUUGCAGGCCAAUUACUUUGAUGGAAAUAUAGCAUUUGGGUUUCCAGAGGGCUGUGGAUUACGAGAUCUCAACUUACAUGGAAAUCAAAUGGACGGCUUAUUACCAAGGUCUUUGGUGAAUUGUCGCUUGUUAGAGGUUCUAGACGUUGGCAACAACAACAUAAGUGAUACAUUCCCUCAUUGGUUGGAAUCUCUACCACACCUUCAAGUGCUUGUCUUAAGGUCCAACAAGUUCCACGGUUUUGUGCAGAGCACCAAAGAAAGUCCAUCUUUUCCCAAGUUGCGAGUUCUGGACCUCUCCAGCAAUUAUUUUGUUGGUGCUUUGCCUGUUCGGUACAUGGAAAAUUUUAAAGCGAUGAUGGACCCUCAUGGAGAGGAUGGUUCCCCUGAAUACAUGAAGGCGCCAACAAGAGCUAAUCCUGAUGAAUAUUCACUGGUUGUGACAUGGAAGAGAUUCGACUCUGAGCUGCAGCGAACCUUGACCGUAUUCAGUAGUAUUAAUCUCUCAAAUAACAUGUUUGAGGGAGAAAUUCCAGAUGUUAUUGGAAAGCUUAGUUCUCUCAAAGCGCUUGAUCUUUCUUAUAACAACCUUACUGGUCAUAUCCCACCGUCACUAGGGAAUUUGACGAAUCUGGAAUGGUUGGAUCUCUCUUCCAACAAGCUGGGCGGGGAAAAUUCCUCAUGAAUUGGUAUCUUUGACACAACUCUCUGUAUUGAAUCUUUCAAAUAAUCAUCUUGUCGGGCUCAUACCACAGGGCAGUCAGUUCAACACCUUUGGAAAUGGUUCUUAUGAAGGAAACCUUGGACUGUGUCGAAUCCCAUUGUCAAAAUCUUGUGAUGGAAUUGGGACACCGCCGAGCUCCUUCCAAGAAAAAGAUGAGUUGUGGAGAUUUGGCUGGAGGGUUGUGGUGUUGGGCUAUGGAUGUGGAGUUGUUUUUGGACUGCUGAUGGGACAUCAUGUCUUCUGAACAGGAAAGCCAAAAUGGUUUGUGUCUUUGUUUGAUGGCCAACCAAGUCAAAGUGGAAGGAAGAUGAGGAAAGCUAGAAGACUUGUUCAAAGAAGAAGACAGUUGCAGAGUUGACGUUUUAGAGCUUUGAUUUAAUGUUUCCUGAAUAAGUGCUUUUCGGGUUCGAAGUUCUUGUUAUGGCUGGCAUUGGCUUGUCUAAAAUUGUCAGCCUUCUCUUGUUUUUAUUAUGCUUUGUAAAUUUGUCUUUCUUUAUUGUAAAAUAUAUUUGAAGGUUCAAG